AAUUUCACCGACCCUCUUUCACAUAUCUAGACCUCUCUCUCUCAGUAUUCAGUAGGGUUUUGUUCUCUCUUGUCGUCUUCUUGUUUUGUCCGUAACAUUAAUGUAAGUCUAAUCAAAGCCUGUUCUGAAACACUGUACUACUCUCGGUGACAAACCACUUCAUCACAGAAGUUUUCUGUCGACACUUUUGUCUUUGUCUCUCCCUCUAUAUACAAGAAAAUCCAAAACCCAAACCACAGUUUCUUGUUUUUUGUUAUCAAUAUGUCUGGUUACAUGCACCCUCUUCUAGGGCAAGAACUGCAUCUACAGAGACCUGAAGAUUCCAGAACCCCACCUGAUCAUAAGAACAUGGAACUCAGCAGAUCUGAAGCUGACGAAGCUGCAAAGGCCGAGACCACUCCCACCGGCGGAGUAACCAGCUCAGCCACCGCCUCUGGCUCUUCCUCCGGACGCCGUCCACGUGGCCGUCCUGCUGGUUCCAAAAACAAACCCAAACCUCCAACAAUUAUAACCAGAGAUAGUCCUAACGUCCUUAGAUCCCACGUUCUUGAAGUCGCCUCCGGCUCCGACAUAUCUGAGGCUGUCUCCACCUACGCGACUCGCCGCGGCUGCGGCGUUUGCGUUAUAAGCGGUACCGGUGCGGUGACUAAUGUCACCAUACGGCAACCGGCGACUCCUCCGACGGGUGGCGGUGUGAUUACACUGCAUGGUCGGUUUGAGAUUUUGUCUUUAACCGGAACGGCGCUUCCACCGCCUGCACCGCCGGGAGCAGGAGGUUUGACGGUGUAUCUAGCCGGUGGUCAAGGACAGGUUCUUGGAGGGAAUGUGGCUGGUUCGUUGAUUGCUUCGGGUCCGGUAGUGUUGAUGGCUGCGUCUUUUGCAAACGCAGUUUAUGAUAGGUUACCGAUUGAGGAGGAAGAAACUCCGCCGCCAAGAACCACUGGAGUGCAGCCGCCGCAGUCGGCGGCGUCUCAAUCGUCGGAGGUUACGGGGAGUGGGGCCCAGGUAUGUGAGUCAAACCUCGGAGGUAGAAACGGAGGAGGAGGAGUUGCUUUCUAUAAUCUUGGAAUGAAUAUGAACAAUUUUCAAUUCUCUGGCGGAGAUAUUUUUGGUAUGAGCGGCGGAGGCGGAGGCGGAGGAGGAGGAGAUGGUGGAGGUGGAGGUGGAGGUGUUACUAGACCCGCGUUUUAG
Messenger RNA from Eutrema salsugineum, 1191 nucleotides. RefSeq names its product AT-hook motif nuclear-localized protein 25. Gene Ontology annotation, molecular function: minor groove of adenine-thymine-rich DNA binding; DNA-binding transcription factor activity. Gene Ontology annotation, biological process: vegetative to reproductive phase transition of meristem. Bases 262 to 1191 code for a protein of 309 amino acids. Gene Ontology annotation, cellular component: nucleus. The transcript has a single exon. NCBI's taxonomy places the organism in Eukaryota, Viridiplantae, Streptophyta, Magnoliopsida, Brassicales, Brassicaceae. The record is from RefSeq and is a predicted model, not a curated record.